Molecule: messenger RNA, 2201 nt
Organism: Hydractinia symbiolongicarpus
Lineage: Eukaryota; Metazoa; Cnidaria; Hydrozoa; Anthoathecata; Hydractiniidae
Exons: 3
Coding region: 322-1050 (242 amino acids)
Source: RefSeq, a predicted model, not a curated record
UUCAGAAUCACCAAUUUUGUUGACAUUUUUGCAGCAGAGGAACAAAAGAUAAUCCGCAUGCCACUUUGACUAUGGCGACUCUUCAGAAUCAGAAUACGAAGCAGAUAUAAAAGAUGGCAACGCUAUUUGCCAACUUUUUAUUUAUGCACGACAACUUGGAUACAUAACGUUAAAUCAUCGCAGAUAUGAAAGCGUACUUACAGGAGGAACUUCGUCAGCAAUCAUACCCUGAAAACAAGUAAAAAAACGUAUUCUAUCAAGUGUCGCGAAAGAACUGGUGGUUACAAUGUUAAGGGGGAGGAUUGUAAUCGAGACGCAAGGAUGCUUAAGAAACUUGGGUUUGUUAUUUUCGCUCUUUGUGUAUGCAAUGUACACACUGACAUGCAAACAGAAGCAACGAAGGCGUGUAAAGAGAAACCGACAUUUUACGACGGUACAAUCAAAGUGUUGAACGCCUUUGGUGAUCAUUUGAACAUGCAAGUGGGCAACGGAGACAAACACAACAAGGCACAUGUGAUACCUACUGAUGCAAUGCGUACAAUGAUAUGCAAAGAAUUCAGUAGCUUCAGGGCAUCUGGCAAGAUCAGUGAAUGGAAAAUAGCAAUCGGUCAGUUAAUUACCAAACUUCAUAGUAUUGACACAGAAUGGAAAGACCAAUCGACUUUGAAAAAAGAUAAAUCAUGGCUUGCAUUUGAAAAACAAAACGACAAAAACAAAGGAGAUUGUAACACAAAACUUGGUAAAUUUACUGACGGGGACAAGCGGUCAGACGCCUUGAUAGCGGCCGACUUGGCUGCAUUGUUUAGGUGCACAAACAGCGCACCCGCUAAUUUGAGGAUUGGUUAUAGCGACACUAACAGCGUCAUAGGGAAUAUGCUGGAUCCAGUUUUAAAACAUCCAGUGGACGAAAAGCACUUGGUCACAGCGUCAGAUUUAACUACGAAAUCAAGAAGUUAUCAAACUGAUUACGGAUCAAAGUACGGAUUGCAGUACAAAACGUACAGCGAUGGUGGUAUUAUGACAUCAGAUCAACCGCUUCGUAAACCGUAAAAUACUAUGCAAACAUUCUUUAAAUGACAUUUUCAUGUGAACGUAUGUUAAUAAUUAUAUAUAAACAUAAAAUAAUUUAACAUUAAACUCAUAUAAAGUUAAUAUUCCUGGGUUCGUUUAAUAUGUUCACAUAUACAUGGUCGUUCAGCAUUUUUGUUUUUCUUAUAGUAAAAUUUCGACCUCCUUAUUGGAGGUCUUCAUCAGGCUAUACAAAAAUGUGUCGUUACUCAGGGUUACCAUUACAUUGACAAAAAAUCGACGUCACUGCAACGACUUCCGUCUAAGGUACGCGAACAUUGGUCUCCAGAAUUUCGUCGUCAUAUACUGACCUCCAAUAAGGAGGUCGAAAUAUUACUAAAAGAAAAACAAAAAUGCUGAACGACCAUAUGUCUUUUAAUUACUAUGUGAACAUAUUAAAUGCACCCAGGAAUAUUAACUUUAUAUGAGUUUAAUGUUAAAUUAAUUUUAUGUUAAUAUAUAAAUCCAAAAGAUGUCUAAAAAGUGAUUCAACAAAUCUUUCUUCCUCCAAGAACUAAGGAAUGACAACACAUUACUACACUCUCACAAUUUUUAUUAUAUUUUUUGUCCCACAUUAAAAAAAACCCAAAAUUGGAAGAUAAUGUAAUCAGUUAUGUUCAGCAAAUAUUUGAAGGAAAGUUGAUUAUUGUGAUUUGUUUAUGGGGGAUAUGUCUAUUCGAAAAACGUAAAUAGCAUUCAUUUAUUGGGGUAGAACAUGUCCUUGCUUUAUUAUGCAAUCGAUUUCGGAAGUCAUUAUUAUUUCUUAUAUUUAAAAAACAGUUUUAAGCCAGGGAUAUUGUAAAUUUAGUCCCCAAGAAUCGCGCGAUCUUAUAUUACAAAAAUACUUAAACUACUAUCUAGUCCCUAAGUAUCAGUUUCAAAAGAAGAAAACAUAAGGUUCAAAAUGGCAACGAGAGUGAGCGGACGUGUGAGAUCGAAUCUUAUUUUAUUACAAUUUUGUUAUUCUUUUGGAUAUUUAUAUGUGUAUUAACUAUCAAGAAACAACCAUUUGUUAAUUCUGAUCAUUGGUUUAUACUUUCUGAAGAUGCCACUUGAAAUGAAAGUUUUAUAUAUAUUCCUUGUUUUAUGUUGUUAUUUCACGAAGGGGAUACAUAGUAUAUUAUUUGUAAAAA